UUUGAACUGAGUUCAAGGCAAUUAAAGUCAAGGGCUAAGGAGGGGGAAGGUGAGGGGAGCUUAGAAAUAUCAGCCUAAUAAGCUGCCUGACGGGAGAAUUUGGCAAAUUAACUCAAUUAGACAAAGCCUGAUUUAACAGGGGGCAAGAGGAGGCUGAGGAGGGCUCCGCUCAUUAAACCUGGAUCUUCCAGGCGUUGCUAAUGGAAUAAGAUUUGUUUCGGCCGCUUGGGUCACAGAAAGCUAUCUGUGCCUGUGUACGUGUAUAUGUGCUCACAGACAGAGGUGCUGUGAUUCUUUGGGGCAUUACUUUGUUUUUCUAAGAGGAGAGAAAUAGAAGGCAUAACAAAAAUUGACUCUCAAACCAAGACCACCUUCCAUUCCAACAGAAACCCAUCCUACCCUGACAGUCAGACACUUGAGUGAACCAUCCAAGAAGUCACCUUAGAAGUCAAGGAGGAAGCAGGUUAGAAGUAAGGGAGUGGGAAGCCAUGUGGGCCUGGAGCUGGGGGCUUCUGCUCGCUUCCCUGGGCUGUGACAUCCUGCCUGGGGUCUGGGGACAGUUCCCCCGGGUCUGUAUGACAGUAGCCAGCCUGCUGUCCAGGGAGUGCUGCCCACCACUGGGCGUGGAGCUGGCCAACAUCUGCGGCUCCCAGGAAGGCCGUGGGCAGUGCACUGAGGUGCAAGCCGACACCAGGCCUUGGAGUGGCCCCUACGUCCUGCGAAACCAGGAUGACCGAGAACGGUGGCCGAGGAAGUUCUUCGACCGGACCUGCAAUUGCACAGGAAACUUCGCCGGCUACAACUGUGGAGAAUGCAAGUUUGGCUGGACUGGUCCCAGCUGUGAUCAGAAGAAGCCACCAGUCAUCCGAAAGAAUAUCCAUUCCUUGACUCCUCAGGAGAGGGAGCAGUUCCUGGGUGCCCUAGACCUGGCAAAGACCACCACCCACCCCGACUACAUCAUCACCACGCAGCACUGGCUAGGCCUCCUGGGACCUGACGGGAACCAGCCACAAAUCGCCAACUGCAGCAUUUAUGAUUUCUUUGUGUGGCUCCACUACUACUCUGUGAGAGACACAUUAUUAGGACCAGGACGACCAUACAAGGCCAUUGAUUUCUCACAUCAGGGCCCCGCCUUCGUGACCUGGCACCGGUACCAUUUGUUGUGGUUGGAGAGGGAUCUCCAGCGUCUCACUGGCAAUGAGUCCUUCGCUUUGCCCUACUGGAACUUUGCCACUGGGAAGAACGAGUGUGACGUCUGUACUGACCAACUAUUUGGGGCGGCGAGACCGGAGGACCCGACUCUGAUUAGCCAGAACUCCAGAUUCUCCAACUGGGAAAUCGUCUGUGAUAGCUUAGAUGACUACAACCGACGUGUCACACUUUGUAAUGGAACCUAUGAAGGUUUGCUGAGGAGAAGCCAGGUGGGAAGAAACAGGGAGAACUUGCCUACCUCAAAAGAUAUCCAAGAUUGUCUUGCUCUUACAACGUUUGACAGUCCUCCUUUCUUCCAGAACUCCACCUUCAGCUUCAGGAAUGCCCUGGAAGGGUUUGAUAAGGCAGAUGGGACCCUGGACUCUCCACUGAUGAGCCUUCAUAAUUUGGUUCAUUCCUUCUUGAAUGGGACCAGCGCUCUGCCACACUCUGCUGCCAAUGACCCCAUUUUUGUGGUACUGCAUUCCUUUACUGAUGCCGUUUUUGAUGAGUGGUUGAAAAGAUUCAGCCCCCCUGUGGAUGCUUGGCCUCUGGAACUGGCACCCAUUGGUCAUAAUCGGAUGUACAACAUGGUCCCCUUCUUCCCUCCAGUGACUAAUGAGGAAUUCUUUUUACCCGCAGACCAACUUGGCUACAGCUAUUCCAUUGAUCUGCCAGUUGAAGAAACUCCAGGUUGGACUGUAACUCUCUCAGUGGUUAUGGGAAUCCUGGUGGCCGUGGGGGUCCUUCUGGUGUUGCUGGUUCUCCUUCAGUACAGAAGACUAUGGAAAGGCUACGCUCCUCUACUCGAGGCAGAGUUCAGCAACAAGAGUUACACUGAAGAAGCCUAAAGUACUCAAGACUUACCCGGAAGGCAACGCUGGUCAAAUCCUAGUUCUGCGCCCAGCAAUGAACACAUCUUCACCGUUCUCCCUUUAGUGAAGGCUCUUUGGCAUCACUCCUCGUGAAUGUGGCGAUGUCUCCAAAUACGAACGUUGCUUAGGUGCUGUUUCUGGCUUGCUUGUUUAUUUCAAAUUAAAGUACUUGAGCCUAUCAAGCAA
Messenger RNA from Erinaceus europaeus (western European hedgehog), 2252 nucleotides. It is a transcript of the gene DCT, whose product is annotated as dopachrome tautomerase. The transcript has 8 exons. Gene Ontology annotation, molecular function: dopachrome isomerase activity; oxidoreductase activity. Gene Ontology annotation, cellular component: melanosome. NCBI's taxonomy places the organism in Eukaryota, Metazoa, Chordata, Mammalia, Eulipotyphla, Erinaceidae. Bases 489 to 2042 code for a protein of 517 amino acids. Gene Ontology annotation, biological process: positive regulation of neuroblast proliferation; developmental pigmentation; ventricular zone neuroblast division. The record is from RefSeq and is a predicted model, not a curated record.